Molecule: messenger RNA, 1014 nt
Organism: Thlaspi arvense
Lineage: Eukaryota; Viridiplantae; Streptophyta; Magnoliopsida; Brassicales; Brassicaceae
Source: the annotation of a GenBank genome assembly
AUGGGGGACAGCUCUAAUCGACCAGAAGGCGAACGUCUUCUCGGAAUCGCAGAGAAGCUUCUCGAGUCUCGAGAUCUGAGCGGCUCAAGAGAGUUCGCCAUUCUAGCUCAAGAGACAGAGCCGCUUCUCGAAGGCACCGAUCAGAUACUCGCGGUGGUCGACGUCUUACUCGCCUCCGCGGCGGAGAAUCGCGUCAACAAUCAACCAAACUGGUACCUAAUCCUUCAGAUCGAAGAUCCAAACGAAUCCUCCACGGACAACGACCUGAUCAAGAAGCAGUACCGUCGUCUCGCUCUCCUCCUCCACCCGGACAAAAACCGUUACCCUUUCGCCGAUCAAGCCUUCAGAUUCGUCCUCGAUGCAUGGGAAGUCUUGUCGACGCCGUCGAAGAAGUCCCAAUUCGAUCGCGAUUUGAAUCUCAUCUUCACGAGAGUGGAUCUCAACAACAACAACAACAACCAGAGGAAGAAGAACUCCACAAGCGAGAGGAUGGCGACGUUUUGGACGGCGUGUCCCUACUGUUACGGCCUUCACGAGUAUCCUAGGGUUUACCAAGAGUACUGUAUCAGAUGCCAAAACUGCCAGAGAGCGUUUCACGCGGCGAGUAUCCCGCAGUUGCCUCCGUUGGUGCCUGGCAAAGACGAGUAUUACUGUUGUUGGGGCUUUUUCCCGAUGGGGUUCGUCGGAGGCAAAGGAGGAGAAGAAGCAGCAGCUGCUAAUGGAGGAGGAGAUACAACGAAAUUCCCAAAUUGGAUGCCUCCGGUCUUCUCCUCCGGCCAAAACCCCACAGUUAACGGCGGCGUUGCGACAGCUCCUCCGAGUGUUAACGGCGGCGGAUACGCUGCGGCAGCAGGUGUUACUCCUCCUCGUGCUGUUGGUUCGUCUCACGGUGUUCCGAUUAGCUUUGAUGGAUGGUCAGGUGGUGCGGCGACGAGGAGCAACAAUGGCGGAGUUAACUCAGAUGGAUUGCCGAUGAAGAGAGGAAGAGGAAGGCCGAAGAAGAAUCAGGUUUAG